AUGAUGGUGGUGCGCGGCUUGCUGCUCCUGACCUCAGCGAUUAAGCUAGGACAGGUGGCUGCCGCAGAGAUGCCACAGGUCCUGACUUCGAUGCCGCAAGAAGCUCGAGCGGCCAGGACAGCAUCGAAGGAAGACGUCGCCUACCUGAACCGGCACAUCUUCGCGGGGAAUGUGCUGAAGCCCCUGGGAGGUGGCGUGGAGCAGUGGGUGGUGUCCUUCUGCCCAAGAUGGUGGCAACCGUGCCAACAGCUGGAGCAGACCUUCUUAGAAGCGGCAAGAAAUUGGCAAAGCGAGCUGAACACGGACCCUUCAAUGCUACGGUUGCGAUUUGCGCAGGUUGACUGCGCGGUGGACAAGGUUCUCUGCAACGAAGAGCAUGUGACUACAUACCCGAUGGUAGCCCUCUACCGUGGUGGAAUCCAGAUCGACUUGAAAGGUAUCGCGAGAGAGCAGACUCUGACUGCACUUGAGCAGUUCCUGAAGACCAAUGUCCAGCGCGUUCCAAGAUCGGAGGGCACCGAGGGGUAUGGAAAGCCUUCUUUUUUAGAGGCGCUGGGCAAGCUUCCGGGCAGCCCCCUCGGGCAAGCUCAUCUUCCUUGGACCCUCGAAAUGCUGGUGCUCUGCUGGCAGAAUUCAUGCGAUCUCCUGCUGGCAGCAGCGUUGUUGUUGGUGAGCCUGCGGUUCCUACAUUACUCUCCUGAAGACCCUCGUGGAAAUUAUUCGACAAGGAUCACCGGGCACUCUUCCGUUUCCUUCUUGCCCUGGGGUCCUUCACCGGCUGUCGUCGAAAUCUGA
Messenger RNA from Symbiodinium sp. CCMP2592, 795 nucleotides. The record is from the annotation of a GenBank genome assembly. NCBI's taxonomy places the organism in Eukaryota, Dinophyceae, Suessiales, Symbiodiniaceae.